UUCAUGGCCUCAGGCUAAGAAAACACAACCCAGCAGCGGCAGAGAGAAACUACCAGAGAAACUCCCUCCUCGGCGGACGAACAGCAUGGAGCCGCAGUUAUGAGGAAACACUUUGUGACAGCGGAAAGCCAUGUUUCUGGUGGACAGUGCUGCGAGGCGGGCAGCUGGCAGAAAUCUCAUAGCUGCACCAGGGGUGUUCACAAGACUGUUGUUAAGUAUUUAGCUCGCUCUUACUCUGUUUGCUGAGUCAACAUGUCCUCAAGUGUUUUUGAUUGACCUGGCAGAGUCCAAGAGGAUGAUGUGGAUGUGAUGAUGCCGGCCCAACCUUGACAAUGUAUGAGGUGAUGUCCGGUGACACUCUGUCUUGGAAGGUGCCCAGUCCAAGGCAGAGUGCCACAGAGUCCAGACCUGAGGAGAACUUCACUGGGGAAGGAGGGCCUAUCAAAAUCCUUAAAGUAUGCUUCUCCACCAACAAUAACCUGGGCAGGAACUUCAAGCUGGUCAAAUGUGACAGCUCCUGGCAGAUUAGGGGCAUCAUACGUUCAAUUCUGGUGAGUGGUCGACUGGGGCCAAACAUCGAAUUCGCAGGAUGCUACGGUCUCCUGCUGAAGCACCUGAAGUCAGAGGAGCUUCACUGGUUGCAUCCAGAUCUGACUAUAGGAGAGGUGGAACAACGCUACGAGAGCCAUCACGUGGAAGCCGAGUGGAGGUAUGACCUCCGCAUCAGAUACAUCCCUGUCAAUUUCCUGGAUAAAUUCAAAGACGACAGAUCAACCUUUCUGUAUUUUUACCAACAGGUGCGUAGCGAUUACAUGCAGUAUCAUGCCAGCAAGGUCAGUGAUGGGAUGGCACUGCAGCUCGGUUGUUUGGAGAUCAGGAGGUUCUAUAAAGACAUGAACGCCAAAGGUCUAGAAAAGAAAUCUAACUUCGAGCUGCUGGAAAAAGAAGUGGGCCUGGACCUUUUCUUUCCUCCGCAGCUGAUCAAUAGCAUGAAGCCUAAGCAGCUACGGAAGUUGAUCCAGCAAACGUUCCAGCAGUACGCCACCCUCAAGGAGGACGACUGCAUGGUCAAGUUUUUUGAGACCCUCAGGAAUUUCGUCAACUUCGAUGAAGAGGUCUUCCCAUGUGAACUAGUGCAAGGUUGGAGUCUGUCAGUGGAGCUGGUCAUUGGGGGGAGAGGCAUUCGACAGCGCACACAGAAAGAUGCAGCGGCUGUGUUUCUGGCUGACUUCAAACAAGUCAAAAGAAUUCAAUGCUUGUCCCAGGGCGACGGCAAGGCUCUCCUAAACCUUGACGUGGAGGGCGCCAAACAACGUCUGUCCAUCAAUGUGGCCUCGGUCCCUAUGGCUGAGAACAUGAUGGAUCUCAUUGAUGGGUACUGUCGCUUGGAAAAUGACACAGAUGAUACCGUUAUCUACAGACCAAAUAAAGAUGGCAACACACGGAACUCCCUACCUGAGAUUCCCACGAGCAGCAGAGACACCGGCUCGAUCAGACACAGCAUGGGUUCAGAUAUCUACUGUGAGAUUCUGGACGAAAGGCCGAGAUCAGUUGUGAAGUACGGGAUCGAGCGAAGUGACAUCGUUCUCGGACGGAUUCUCGGCGAGGGCUUUUUUGGUGAAGUGUACGACGGAGUGUACAAAAAAGCUAGUGGCGAAAGGGUAAACGUGGCCGUGAAGACCUGCAAGGACUGUUCACCUGACGUGAUGGAGAAAUUCAUGAGUGAAGCAGUAAUUAUGAAAAACCUGGACCAUCCCCACAUUGUCAAACUGAUUGGAAUCAUCGAGGACGAUCCCGUGUGGAUCGUCAUGGAGCUCUAUCAGUACGGAGAGCUUGGGAACUACCUGACGGAGAACCAGAACAAGCUGACGAACACGACUCUGGUGCUGUUCUGCGUGCAGAUCUGCAAAGCCCUCGUCUACCUCGAAGGGGUCAACGUGGUGCACAGAGACAUUGCUGUUCGAAAUGUGUUAGUCGCCAGUCCAGAGUGUGUGAAGCUCGGAGACUUUGGUCUAUCCAGAUACAUAGAGGACGAAGAAUACUACAAAGCGUCUAUUACUCGACUGCCAAUCAAGUGGAUGGCCCCGGAGUCCAUCAACUUCAGACGCUUCACAUCGGCCAGCGAUGUCUGGAUGUUUGCUGUGUGUAUGUGGGAAAUAAUGAAUCAAGGGCAGCAGCCGUUUUUCUGGCUGGAGAACAGAGACGUGAUCAACCAGCUGGAGCAGGGCAACAGGCUGCCCAAACCGGACAACUGCCCUCCAGCCCUCUACUCGCUCAUGACCCGCUGCUGGUCCUACGACCCCAGGGAGAGACCCAGCUUCACCGAGCUGGUGGUCAAGAUCAGUGACGUCCACAAGAUGGAGAAGGAGCAGGAAGUGGAGAGAGAGCGAGACAGGGCAAGGUCCACCAAAUUCUUUGACCCCAAGUUCAGCUUACAUGAGCCUCCUCCCAAGCCUUCGAGAAUGAAACCAGGCCGCUUUGGGAACACGCUCAGUAUUGGUCUACACAUUCAGCUGAACGAGGCUCUGUGCGCCAGCUCGCCUGACCUGGCCAGCCCGAGCGACUAUCAGUCCCCUGUUGACUCCAGGAACACGCUGGCACUGCCUGUCAGGUCCCCCAGACGUCGCAGCAUGGGGGAGAGUGAGUUCACCCGGGUGGAGCCGAACGGCAGGGGGGACGCCCAGCGCCUCUGGCAGACGGAGCGGUGCAACAUGCAGGACACACUCCGCCAGCAGAAAGAGCAAAUGAUGGAGGACAAAAAGUGGCUGGAGAAGGAGGAGAGACUCCUGGACCCCAUGGGACCGGAGGACGCUGUCAGUCCAGUGCCCGCCGAAGCCGACGAUGACAAAGCAGUGCCCGAGAAGCCCCCGCGGCUCACAGCGCAGCCGGCGCCCACGGCCGAGCUGGACCGCUCCGAUGACAAAGUGUAUCACUCCGUCAUGGACGUGGUCAAAGUUGUCGUCCAGCUGAAGAACGACAUCACUGAGCUGCAGCCGGAGCAGUAUAUCACCAAGGUGAAGUCUGUAGGGAUGGCCUUAAAAGAGCUGAUCGUCAGUGUUAAUGACAUACUGCCCACUUUACACGAGUCCGUCAGGACCGAGAUUGAAGGCACCCAGAAGCUGCUGAACAACGACAUGGCGGAGCUGAUCAGCAAAAUGCGGCUGGCCCAGCAGAACUCCAUCACCUCUUUGAAGGAGGAGUGCAAGAAACAGAUGCUGGCUGCUGCACACACUCUGGCCAUGGACAGCAAGAACAUGCUGGAUGCUGUGGACCAAGCACGCGUUAGGGCUAAUUUAGCUAAGCCCGUUGCCCCCUAGUGGACUGUACACUCUUUUUUUCUCUUCUCACGAGCAGACUUUUCCACACGUCAGUCAGAAAUAACAUUUGCACAUUGUCAGAGUUGAGCCUAAAGCAGAAACUGAAACUGUUCUUUGGACAAUGUCAUUAUGUAAAUGAAUGUCACCUUAAUAUAAAUAUGGACACAUAUAUUUAGAACAGUGUGUAUAAUGCAGUGUCCUUUGGCAUCGUAUCAUUGGUUUGGAUAAACUGUUCUCAUUUUUGAUUGGUGAGUUAUUUACUUAAUUAUCUGAUAACAUUGAUUUUCAUUGUAAAUAUAAAAUAUGUUUCAUGACAAAUACAUUAUGUUUUACAGCUGAGUAAUAGCAAUGUUAUUUACACACACAAGUGGUUUACUUAUUUAAUCCUGUCAGGAGUGAAGUAAAAGCCACUAACAGUUUUAUACAUUCAGAAUUGAAAUGUACGACUCACUAAAUUGUUAAUUGCUGUGACGUGAAAACUACAGAGACUGGGUGUUUUGUAGGUACUCAAUAGCAGAAAGAGAUGGACUUUUUUUGUAGUCAAGUCUUUUAUCUUUACGUUAAAAUUUGAAAUUCUAACACAUAAUUCAAAGGAUAAAAACACACAUGUAUAAGUCUUUAUUAAAGCUUUUCUCUUGUGUAA
Mugil cephalus (flathead mullet) is the source of this 3960-nucleotide messenger RNA. RefSeq names its product protein tyrosine kinase 2 beta, b (gene ptk2bb). The record is from RefSeq and is a predicted model, not a curated record. Gene Ontology annotation, cellular component: cytoskeleton; focal adhesion. Gene Ontology annotation, biological process: protein phosphorylation; signal complex assembly. The transcript is spliced from 31 exons. Gene Ontology annotation, molecular function: protein tyrosine kinase activity; ATP binding. The coding region runs from base 333 to 3317 and encodes 994 amino acids. Lineage: Eukaryota; Metazoa; Chordata; Actinopteri; Mugiliformes; Mugilidae.